Molecule: messenger RNA, 297 nt
Organism: Exophiala spinifera
Lineage: Eukaryota; Fungi; Ascomycota; Eurotiomycetes; Chaetothyriales; Herpotrichiellaceae
Exons: 2
Coding region: 1-297 (98 amino acids)
Biological process (GO): mRNA splicing, via spliceosome
Cellular component (GO): U6 snRNP; catalytic step 2 spliceosome; precatalytic spliceosome
Molecular function (GO): RNA binding
Source: RefSeq, a predicted model, not a curated record
AUGCUUUUCUUCAGCUUCUUCAAGACGCUCACCCAGCAGACCGUGACUGUGGAGUUGAAGAACGACAUCUCGAUUCGCGGCACUCUCAAGUCCGUCGACCAGUACCUGAACAUCAAACUUGACGACGUCACGGUCCUCGAUGAACUCAAGUACCCCCACCUCAGCUCGGUAAAGAACAUCUUCAUCCGAGGCUCGGUCGUGAGAUACGUACACCUACCACCGGACAAGGUCGACAGGGGUCUCCUCGAGGACGCUUGUCGCAGGGAAGCUAUGGCGCAAAAAGGCAAGGCCGCAUGA